ACAACAGCAAAAAAAAUUGAGAGAGAGAAUAAUCUAGAGUGAGGAGAGAGAGAGAGAGAGCCAUAUAUGGGUUUCUGUUAUUUCAGGUUGUGAUUGUUUGGCGUUUGGAUUUGGUAGGUGAGAAAAAUGGCGACAUCAGUCGACGAUGCCCAAACCCUUGCCGGCGACGAACUCUUCUCCUUUGAACUCCCUGCUCCUCCUGGCUGGAACAAAAAGUUCAUGCCCAAGAAAGCAGGCACCCCUAAGAAGAAUGAGAUCAUAUUCACUGCCCCAACAGGUGAGGAGAUCAUCAACAGAAAACAGUUGGAACAAUACCUGAAAUCACAUCCUGGAAAUCCAGCAAUAUCUGAGUUUGAUUGGGGAACCGGUGAAACCCCAAGGAGGUCAGCCAGGAUCAGUGAGAAAGCAAAGGCAGCUCCAACACUGGAAAGUGAUACUCCGACGAAGAAGCGUAGUCGGAAAUCUUCAGCUUCAAAGAAGGAUGACAAAGAAAAAGAAGUCGCCCCUGAAGAAACAGAGGCUGUGAAAGGAGAUAAAACUGAAGAAAUCAAGAAGCAUGUUGUGAAAGAAAAUCAAGAUGAGCAAAAAGACGAAACCUGUGAUACGGAAGGCAAAGCCGAAGAUGCUCCUGAAGAAGCUAAGCUUGGACAAGACGUUAAAAUGCCCGAUGCUGACGAGAGCAAGGACAGAGAAGCUGAACCAGGAAAUUCAAAAGCGGUUGAGAUUGGGAAAGUGGCUGACAGUUCUGAAGUAACUGGAAAUGAUAAAGGGAAAGCCGAGGAACCAGAAGUUCAAGAAAAGGUGGAGCAAAUACCAGUUGAGGAAAAACCAGAUACACGCAUUGCUGAGGAAAAGACAUGCCAAAUGGAAGGCGAAGUGAAAGAGGGACAGAAAAAUGAGGAACAAAACAAGUCGAUGGACAAUGAGAUAAGCAAGAAAGUCGAGGGCACAGUGAUCGAGAAUGGUGACCAUGGCAACAAGGCUGGUGAGUCCAAGCCUUGAGUGACAAUACAAAUUAACUUGGUGCUGGUUCACUCACUUCUCUUUCUGACUUUUGUAGGUUUCUGGGUUACUUCAGAUGACUGUAGUACUAUUGUUGUUGUUUAUGAUAGAAUUCUGAUUGUUCAAAUUAAGACAUAUAUAUAUGUAUGUAUGUAUGUACGUAAAAUCAUAGAUGAGGUCUUCUAUGUAAGCAGCUUUUGUAACAUUAUUACUAUCUUAAGGCAUAGAUUAGAGCUUCAAUGCUUGCUUUCUUAGUUGCAUUGAAGGAACUUGUAGCUCGUAACAAUCUAUGCAACAUGUGAGUGUUAAAACUGUUGUUGUAAUAAGUGCUUAUGCAUUAAGUUACUGAUGUUAUGAGCUCGAAUUCAUUGUUUGGA
Molecule: messenger RNA, 1379 nt
Organism: Camellia sinensis
Lineage: Eukaryota; Viridiplantae; Streptophyta; Magnoliopsida; Ericales; Theaceae
Molecular function (GO): DNA binding
Source: RefSeq, a predicted model, not a curated record